GAUCCGUACCCACAAACCACCGAACUUACUUUUAACGCGUUUGGCAUUAACUUCCAUUUGAACUUGACGAAGAGUUCGUUUAUAGCACCGGACAUGGUGUUGCAAAGAGGACCGGGUGGCCGUGUGAUUAAUCCAGUAGAUUCCUGCUAUUACCAAGGCAAUAUCAUUGGAUAUGAAAAACAGAACAUUGUAACUGUCAGUACGUGUAAUGGUUUGAACGGCUUAAUUCGAACUGGCGACAAUAGCUAUACCAUCAAACAGCUUCCGGCGUCAGUGGCGCCUCAUUUCGUGACAGAGUAUGGUGACUACCCCCACGUGGUAUUUCGAAGGAGCACUAGAAGCGGUCAACGAACUGAAGUAACGACGUCUUUAUCCCGGCAUAAACGCGGCAUCAGGGAUCUUGAUGCAAUCAUAACCCAGACUAUUGAGCUGGUAGUGAUGGUUGACUCAACAGUUUACGAAUAUUUCGAUUCAAGUGAUACUUUGGUUCAGGAUUUCGUCUUAAGCUUCGUGAAUGCG
Anneissia japonica is the source of this 519-nucleotide messenger RNA. RefSeq names its product disintegrin and metalloproteinase domain-containing protein 32-like. The transcript is spliced from 3 exons. The annotation marks the transcript as partial. The record is from RefSeq and is a predicted model, not a curated record. NCBI's taxonomy places the organism in Eukaryota, Metazoa, Echinodermata, Crinoidea, Comatulida, Comatulidae.